ACGAUGGGAAUAUGGGAUCAUCGCUUAUAGACCCGAAAAGCCCAAAUCAGGAUACCAUAAGCCAUUGAACGGUUAAGAUUAAUGAAAUCUAACACACGUGUGCGGCUGAAAAUGCAUUGACGGUUAAGACCCUCUCUUUUCUAUUUCGUAAAUUCACAAUUUAGGGCUUGCAAAAUUUUCACUCAGUUCAAAUAGUUGAAAAAACUUGUGAUUUUUGAGGUGAUGAUGAUUCUUUUUCGGUGAAUUUGAACUUGUUUUGUAAAGCAUUUGUAGCUAUCAGAUUCGUUGAAGCAAUAGCUGCAAGAUGUCUUUCCAUGACAAGGAUUUUUGGAUACCUAAAUGUGGUGGUCAUCUAGCUGAUGGAGAAGCAGUCUUUGAUAGCUCAUCAAGAAUUGAUGUGAAACGUGCUCACCAGUUGUUCUCCAGUGCUGCUGAACCAGAGUUAUUUCCUAACAAGAAACAAGCUGUCCACACUUCACUCGGCAAAUCAACUUCAGGAUUUGCAGUGACAAAUUCCACAUGCUGGGAGACUUCUUCUGGUCUUCAGUCAGGGGCAAACCAAUUCAUUGAUGGGCUGUUUGGAGUUGAUACCACCAGACCGGUUGACUUGACCGAGAGAAGCAUAUCUCCUGGUAACACAAGGAACUCCACCAUAAGGAAAAAGGUGAUUGGUGACCUAAUUGGAGAUGAUCCAGUAGUUGGUUUAUCAAUGUCUUAUACUAUUGAAGUACCACGGAUAUGCAUAAGCGACACUAGAAUAAGAGAAGUUAAUGUUAAUCAGGUGGAGGAUUCUGAAAAUGCUUUUCAUUCACCAAUCGAAAACAACAUUAAUAUGUCUAUCAGUCAUUUUCAUAAUAAUAGGGCAAGUGAAACAUCAUUUUUAUCCAUGGGUCAGGCAUAUGGGAAAGAAGGUGAAAGUCAAGCCUACAAUCCUGGGGCUAUAAGUAGUAGAUCCAUUGGAUUCAAUGCUGACAAAGGUCACAGCACUACACCAAUUGCUGACUCCUAUACCAAAGGGGAUUCCGACACAAUAUUUGGAUUUGAAUUGGUGUCUGAUAUUGAUGCUCUGGCAAGGCCAAUUAGCAGUUACGAUUAUUUGCAUUAUCAAUCGUCAGUUCACACAUCAGAAACACAUUGUGACAAUCAGCUGGAUGGAUCACAUGCUAAUGCAGUUGAUAUCUCCUCUCAGACAUCAAAACCUAGGACUGAUUCCAUGCCAAAAACCAAAUCAGAAUCUAAACCUGCACAGAGAGGUGCUCCUAACAGCUUUCCUUCGAAUGUUAGAAGUUUGUUAGCAACGGGAAUUCUUGAUGGGGUACCUGUAAAAUAUGUCUUGUCCCGGCAGGAGCUUCGCGGUAUUAUAAAAGGUUCUGGCUACCUAUGUGGGUGUCCACCAUGUAACUUCUCAAAGGUGCUCAAUGCCUAUGAGUUUGAGUGCCAUGCUGGUUGCAAGACGAAGCACCCUAACAAUCACAUAUACUUUGAGAAUGGAAAAACCAUCUACCAGAUAACCCAGGAGCUAAGGAGCACUCCACAAAGUUUGUUGUUCGAAACAAUUCAAACCGUGACUGGUUCCCCCAUCAAUCAAAAAGCUUUCCAGGUUUGGAAAGAAUCAUUUCAAGCUGCAACUCGAGAGCUCCAGCGGAUAUAUGGGAAGGAAGAAUUGAAUCUGUAAGUUCAAUGGGAAGGAAGAAUAUUCUGUUAGUGUAAAUAAGAGACAAAUAACUUACUUUAGUGUAAGGAAUGUUAUGAAAAAUAUUUGCAUUAUAUGCUUCGGCAGCUGUAAUUUAACAGUGCAAACGUUUAUGAACAAAUCUGUGACAUAUAGAAUAGAGAUUGCCAUGACAGCGUCAAUGUUCUAUUUUCUCUUUUUGAGAUUGCAUCAACAAAAUUUGAAGUUCACUUGUUUGAUAUGAUUUCCUAUUUACAUCAUGUAAUUUUCAAUCAUAAGAACAAAAGGUAGCUUUUGACACCCAGCCCCCACAACCAUGGACACACAUUCAGCCAAAAGUGGAAAACAUGUUAAAGCUAAUUGCCAGCUCCGUCCAGAAAUUAAUUAAUUCCAAUUUCCAUGUGGGCUUAAUCAAUCUGUCUGCAACUAGAUGAAAAGAUACAUCAUUGGUGCAUUGCUUAUUAAUACGACAAGAAAGCAAAGACAAAAACAAUUGAGGCAUCCUCACCCUCCACUACAAUUUGUAUGAGAGAAACUUGAGAAUAAUAAGUGUGUGACAAUGCGUUGUCCUAAUUAACGACACCACAUGUCAUUUAAAGUGAUAAAGUAUGUACAGUACUUGUUAAGACAUGGGUUUUCACUCUCCAUGGAAAACCAAUAAGUACUGUUCGUCCAAAGUGAUAUCACUACUCACAAGGACAAGGUUUAUUCCAUGUCAACAUUAUGAGCUAACAUUUGCUAAGUUUUUUAAACUCCAAUAAACUGAAAGGGUCCUUAAAAAAACAUUAAUGGGAAUGAAUAUACACGGAACAUAAAGGACACCUAUGGAAGCCAAAUUAAUUAAUUGGUUCAUUAGCCAACAAAUAUUGAUUUGUUUUGAAUAUGAAUAUGAAAAAGAAAGGAAAAAAAAGGGGGAAGCAUAUGCUUAGAAGAUCCUCUCUCCACCAAGUAGCAACUACUUUUUUAAAGUUGAAAUAAAAUAGGAAUGCUAUGCACUAAUCCCCUUCUUUUUUCUUUAAAGAUCCUCCCCACCUCCCAUUCUUUCUCCUUCAGUUUUUCUCCUUUCCCAGUUCCCACAACAAUGGAAAAUCAAAAGGAUGACGAUGUUGAUGAUGACGAUGAUGAUGAUGAUGGUUUUCCAUGAUGACACAUGCAUCAUCAAGUAUGUUUUUCUGGGCAACUACUAAACCCUUUGGCAAUGCAUUAUUAUGCAGUUACAAGAUAUAGUACGUACUAUUCUUACCAGUUAUCAAGAUUCAAGGCUCUUUUCUUUACAGAAACAUAAGUAGUUUUUUAAUCUUUUCUGUUAGAGGGGAACUUUUCUUUCUUUACUAUUUUUCUGCUUUACAUUUUUGGUGCAUCCAAAUUUAGCUACAAUGAAUGGGAAUGUAAUAUUCACUAAGAAGUUUUCAAUCAUUUCCUUGGAUCUCAUGUUUCGAUCUUGAUGUAUCUUUAAGCAUACUUACUUGAUAUAAUCUAUCUACAUUAUUUGAUAUUAUUUGUA
Capsicum annuum is the source of this 3176-nucleotide messenger RNA. RefSeq lists its product as uncharacterized. NCBI's taxonomy places the organism in Eukaryota, Viridiplantae, Streptophyta, Magnoliopsida, Solanales, Solanaceae. The transcript is spliced from 5 exons. The record is from RefSeq and is a predicted model, not a curated record. Bases 305 to 1675 code for a protein of 456 amino acids.